Messenger RNA from Diachasmimorpha longicaudata, 4892 nucleotides. It is a transcript of the gene vib, whose product is annotated as vibrator. The transcript has 6 exons. Gene Ontology annotation, cellular component: cytoplasm. Lineage: Eukaryota; Metazoa; Arthropoda; Insecta; Hymenoptera; Braconidae. Gene Ontology annotation, molecular function: phosphatidylcholine intramembrane carrier activity; phosphatidylcholine binding; phosphatidylinositol transfer activity. Bases 384 to 1199 code for a protein of 271 amino acids. Gene Ontology annotation, biological process: phospholipid transport. The record is from RefSeq and is a predicted model, not a curated record.
UCCCCCGGGUGGAUUGUCAGUGCGGCAAAAAAGGAAUAAAAUUCAGGAGUGGGAAAUAAAAUAGUGUGGUGCGUCCAAAGAUACUGAUAUACCUAUUCGUAAUACCGAACCCGAAGUCACCAAGUGGUGAGUUCCAACGGCCACUGGUGCGCCUGUAGGUAGAUAAAAGACAGCGACUCGAGGCAGUGGCAGUGUGAAAUCAUCGAAGGUCGAGGGUUGGUGGUGUUUCAGUGGUAUGAUCAUUUCUACGUUACCUCUAGGAUCAAAUAAAAGGGAGGCAUAAUCAAAAGUAUUGAACACCAAGUGAGUGAAACGGUGUACUGACAAAAUAGGCUGUGAAUAAAUUGUCUCUUGCAUCAGUCCAUGUGCUCCAGCAACUGAAGAUGCUCAUCAAGGAAUACCGCGUCACUCUGCCACUCACCGUCGAGGAGUACCAAGUGGCUCAACUGUACUCGGUAGCGGAAGCGAGUAAAAAUAACACUGGUGGUGGUGAAGGCAUCGAAGUAUUGAAAAAUGAACCAUUCACGGAUACUCCAUUGCUAGGUGGUAAAUAUUCGUCCGGACAGUAUACAUACAAGAUAUAUCAUCUUGCUAGCAAAGUACCAGCUUUUAUUCGACUAUUAUUACCAAAGAACUCGUUGGAGAUACAUGAGGAGGCAUGGAACGCCUAUCCAUACUGCAAGACAGUCAUAACUAAUCCUGGCUACAUGAAGGACAACUUCUUCAUCAUGAUUGAGUCCUUCCACAUUGCUGACACGGGAAACCAGCACAACGUACACGAACUGUCUGCUGAUAAACUUAAAACGCGAGAGGUGAUACACAUAGACAUAGCCAAUGAUUCAAUAGCAAGCGCCGAUUACAAAGAGGACGAGGAUCCAACGAAGUUCAAGUCCCAAAAAACUGGUCGUGGUCCGCUGGUCGGAAAAGACUGGAAAAACAAUGUUACACCUGUUAUGACAUGUUACAAACUAGUAACAUGUGAAUUCAAGUGGUUUGGCCUCCAGACACGUGUGGAGAGCUUCAUCCAGAAGGCUGAGAGACGCUUGUUCACCAAUUUUCAUCGACAGGUAUUCUGUUGGACUGACCGCUGGCAUGGCCUGACAAUGGAAGACAUCAGAGCACUCGAGGACAAUACCAAGGAAGAGCUCGAUAGGCAAAGACACGAGGGAGAAGUGCGAGGUAUGCGAGCAGACGAGUGAGGCUGCUGUCGAGGCAUCUAGAUAAUAUUAAAAAUUGCGUUAUAAAUAAUUACCCCCUACACCCACCCGAGGACUACGAAGAGCAUAAUUAAUUGAAGAAUAAUAAAAAAAAAAAUCUCAAUAAAUAUUAAAUAACUCCCCACAAUUGCCGGAAGCAAGACAGUGUCAGCAGAAUAUUUUCUGUCCUAGAAUCAGUGUCUAUUUCAAUGACUUACGAAUUUAUAAUUUAUUUUACAAUUUACUAAAAUUCAAUGGGAUUAAUAACAACUUGAAAAAGCGUUUUAGAUUAAUGUAUCCUAGAAAUCAAUUGAAUUCACCCUGUAUUACAGUGUUAUGUGGGAGAUUGAGAGUAUUUGGGUGUCAAUAUUCAUUGGCAAUGAAUCAUAUUUGAGUGAUUUGACAAAAUAAAAAGGUGAUGCGAGAUAAAAUGAAUUCCACACUGAGAGAAUUUUAAAAAAAUCAUAGAUAAUUGACUGUAACGAUUAAUUCAUAGUCUUUCAGGUAAUUAAUUAAAUAUUAACGUUCAUUUAUUGGCAUAAUCAGGCCUGUUAUGAGGGAGUGCUUGUCGUGACUAGUGAGAAAAUAAAUCGAGUCAGGCGAAUUAAUUGUGGUAGAGAAAAAUAUUUGUUUAGAUCCACUGUUCAUUGCCAUUUCGUUUGAUUAUCUCGAGAGAUAAAUAGCGAAUGAUGAGUUUGUCAAUUGAAUCAAUGAUGCAACAAUGUAUGCAACUGAUUGAGUAUUUAUUUUUUAAAAUACUCUAAUGAAUUUUCAUGAAUUAAAAGGCAUUAUUUUGGGCCAGCACAUUUUAAACAGCCUCACCAGUCGUCACGUGAUUUGAGCCGAUGGAAAAUCAAUCGGUAUACGAUGGGAUGAAAUUCUAUAAUGGGCUGCAGUUGGGGUACACUGUCACGAAUUAUUUUCGUAAUUUUACGAAUUUUCUGUUCGUUUUUACGACAUGAUGGGAAUACUGAAAGUAAUUAACGCAUUUAAUGGGACAUUAUUACAUGAAACAUUAAUUAGUCAGUCUCGCGCUGUGUCAAUAACAAUAAAACAAUUAACACUUUGACGAUGUUCGAUUUAGUGUCGAUUUGGAUGGGGGAAAAAUUAAAGUUCAUUGAUAUUUUAGUCCUCUUUUUUGUGAAUGUUUUCAAUUCGCGAGUUGCGAAUCACUUUUUGGGGAACUUGGACGAGUGACAGGGGUGGAGGGGUGAAGAAAAUUAAUAGAAAAAUUAAAUAUUUAGAUUUUAAGGUUUCGAUUAAAAUCCAUUCACGAUUUUGAAUAGAUUUGCAACAGAACUCCAGUUCUUAUGGGAUUCCUUAGUUGAAGAUUUUUUUUAUUAAUCUUGUGCAUUUUCGAAAAAAUAUAAAAAGUAUUUUUUUCUUUCCACAAAUGAAUGGGUUUCACUCACAUCGUCUAUUCCCAAUUGAAUUAUUAAUUCCAGUAUUCAUUUCUAUACGCACUCAUGAAGAUUCAAAUUCUUGAGACGUUUAAUAGAGCAAAAUAAAAUAUAUUAAAAUAUAUUUUCCAGACCAGGAAAAAAUUGUUACAAAAAUCUGUAAAUUUUGUUGAAGAAAGCUAGGAAAACAACUCCACUCCUGACUCAAACCAUAAAUAAUCAACAAGCUCUUCGGCGUUACAAUAAUUAAAUCAUCGAGGGCCGAGGCUACUUUACCGUAUUCCUGGUUGUUUCUCAGUCUACCAUUAAAAAUAAAAAGUGAAUAAAAAUACAAGAAAACGAUUAUAAAAAAACAAAUGUAUUAUUCUAUAAAUGUAAAUGAGAAUUUUGCGUAUGCGUGACUUACUAGCGAACGCACGUAUUAUGUAGUAUGAGAUGAAAAAAUGAAAAAAAAAAAAAACGUAAAAACAUUGACAAGCUCUAGCUGUUAAAAAUUAUGGCAAGAGUUGCGGCGGGUCGUUGUACAUAAUUUGUUGUGGCAUACAAUGAAAUUCAAAGUGGGAUGGAAAUGACGCUUGGAUUAGCUUCGCUUGCAUUCCGAACGGGAGAGUACUUGAUACCAUUCAAAACGGGUUAUCGUGUGAAAAAGUUUAAAGGAAAAAUUGGCAAAUUGUUCACAAGAAUUCUAUCGAAAUUCUGUUGCCAUUGUUUUCAAAAUUAUGAGAUUUUCUUCAUUAUUUUCUCCUAUUAUUGGAUUUUGUUCGAGGGAGGAAUCCUAUAGCCUCUGACUUUCCAAUUUAUGUCUUAAUUUUUAUCCCUAAAAGAUCAAUAACGAUUCAACAGAAACAAAAGUAGAAAACUUGUGCUCCAAUUUGUGAUCAUCAACAGGAAUUCUUCCAAAGAAUACAACAUUUUUCCAUUACAUUUUUUCUCGCCUAACUCCUACCAAGAGCACGAAGAGAUCUCAAAAAAACAUACGAUAUAAAUUAAUUCAUAACUAAUUAGUCACCCCAGGGUCCUGGUGACUCGAGCAAUAGAGAGUUAGUUCAGAUCCUAGAGUCGAACCGGUCUAAUGUCAAACCACAUUAGUUUUAGAUCAAGUGAUGGAGACCAUUAAAUAAUGAAACAAUAGUUUAAGUGCACAUAUGUACACGAUCAUUAGAUCCGGUUUAAUUGUCGUUUGCACAAAGAAACAAAUAACAUAAAUGGAAGUUAAAGGAAACAUAACGAAACGUGUAACAGGUACCUUCCCAGGUGGUAGAAUCAGUUUAAUUAAGUCAGUGCUGUACGGUUUUCUGCAAUGAAGUGGUAAAAGAGAUUAGGUUUAUUCAUUUCCAGCCGAGCUUUUCGAUAAGUAUCUCAAAACCAACGAAAUAUCAAACAAUGUUCAUAAAGACUUUUUUGUGGGUCACAUUUUUCUCUACAAAAAAGGUAAUGGUGGACAUCCCGACAUCUGUUCCAAUUUUUGAGAUAUUCAUCAGAAUACAAAUUUGAAAAUGACUCAGGUCGUUUUCCCACUUCACUACAGACGUUAAUUGAUUAAAUAAUUUUAACUAACCUUUCUUUACGAUGAGGGAAACAAUUAGGGAGCUGGAGGGACGAGCAGGGAGUUCAGGAAUGAUUUAAUUCUCUCGGGUCAGUGAAUGUAGGACAAAACUGGGCAAAAAUAUUGAUCAAGUCCUCCAGAGUCACCUGACCACAUUAACUUUUUCUCAUUAAAGACAAAAUAGUUUUUUGAUUACGAUGAAGCCCAGAUUCCGAGAUGCAGUAUCCACAUAUCGGAAAUGAGUUUUCAUUAGAAUUGAAAAAUAACUGGGUGUAAUUAGAAAUAUCAACUUGAUCACGUGAACCCUCUGGAAGAUGGCUUUUAAUAUUGUUAAAUGACUGGCGAUCGUUUUCUCUAGAAUUGAAUUUCACUGUGGCCGGUUUGCUCCUAUUACCAAUGUCCUAAAAUUACAAGAUUUUUCUGAAUAGAUAAUUUAGAUAAUUUGUUUCUGAGAAAGUAAACAAGAAAAUUCAGCGAUUGAUUGAAUAACGAAAUUUUGAGAAUGAUGCGAUGAAAAUAACGCUGUCAAAGGGCCGACGAUAAAUUAAAUCUUCAGUGGAGAAAUAAAUUUCAACCUGGAUUAAACUAGAGUCUCGCGUAUGAAUAUGUAUGUAUAUAUUUAUAUAUAUAUGUAUGUAUACGUAUUUAAGCUGAGGAGUAAUGAGAGAAGUGAGAUAAUUAUAUAGGCUAUAAUGUCAGACGUGAGGUGGUCGUGAGAAUAAUAAAAUCGAAGAAUAUACAGCGUACAAA